GUCAUUGAUCUGUCAGCAAUUCAGCAUUGCAUUGUUUAAAUUUUGUUUGGUUUGAUUUGAUCAUACAUUCCAUCGUAAUUUGAUUUGUUUUAAUUUCCUUGCUCUUUAUUGUCAGAUAAUUAGUCUACUUUAAAGUAUCUCCAUUAACAUAUGGGCUGCGGAAACUCAGUAAUAAUUCUUAUAUUGAACGAACUUUAUUGCCUGCAUAUUUAUUAAAUCAUUAGGUACUGCGUACAGUGCGUGUGGAUUGGAUACGAUAUUAAUAACCUAGCGGUUUCCUUAGCAAGUCGUGUGUGUGUAAAACUCAUUCCUUACAAUAUGAAGUGGUGGAUUACUAUAUUAUGUGUAAUCAAAUUAGCUACAGUUAAAGCGAUUGCUCCAACACCAAUAGUUUUGUGGCAUGGAAUGGGUGACACAUGCUGUGGGAGCUACAGCCUUGGUGGAUUUAAAUAUUUUCUUGAAAAACAAAUCCCAGGAGUUUAUGUGCUGUCUCUAAAGAUCGGUGACUCCAUAAUUGAAGAUUUUGAAAACAGCUACUUUAUGUACACUAACUCGCAAAUUGAAUAUGUUUGUAAGGUGUUCGCCGCAGAUGCAAAGCUGCAAAACGGUUUCAAUGCUAUCGGAUUCUCCCAAGGCAGCCAGUUUCUACGGGCGGUAGUGCAACGAUGUGGUCACAAAAUUGGUCGUGUAAAGAACCUCAUCACAUUGGGAGGGCAGCAUCAGGGUGUUUACGGUCUGCCCCACUGUGGGGCACUGUCCCACAAGACCUGUGAUUACGUCCGGGAGCUGCUCAACUAUGCUGCUUAUCAGAGUUGGCUUCAACGUUCCCUAGUCCAAGCCACGUACUGGCACGACCCACUAAACGAAGACGUUUACAAAAGAGCCAGUCAGUUCCUAUCGGACGUCAACAACGAGUUGUCCAUCAACCAAACUUACGUGGACAAUCUGAACAGGCUGGACCACUUUGUGAUGGUUUUGUUCGAGAAUGACACCAUCGCCCAGCCUAAAGAGAGCUCUUGGUUUGGCUUCUACGCGCCUGGACAGAGCAAGUUGUUGCUGACUUUGCAGCAGUCGCAAAUUUACAAACAGGAUCGCCUUGGUCUCAAGAAAAUGGACCUAGCUGGAAAACUCGUCUUCCUUUCGUCUCCCGGCGACCAUCUGCAAUUCUCAGAGGAGUGGUUUAUUAACAAUAUUAUCGCUAAUUAUUUAGCUCUUAAGUAAAUAGAAAUAAGGAUCUCAUCUAUGAAAACGUGUAUAGCUUAUUUAUAAGCAUAACGUAAGGUUAUAAAAAUGAAAUUAUCCAAAAUAUCAGAGAUUUAUAAGCAAUCUAAAUCUAAAAAUAUUUGACAAACUAUCAAAUAAAUUGUACUUUUUAUUUUAUUCUAUUCGAAGGCCGUUAUAUUAUUAGAAACACCAGUGAAAAAAUUACUGUGAUAAUAGCUGUUUCCAAAAAUAUGACAAAAAUAAAAUCACACUUGCGUUUAUGAUGACAUCUUAAUAAAGGUUAUUUUAAAAAUUCAGUAUUUUAUGAUGAUUGAGUUUAAAAUUUUAACUUUAAAUCUUUGUAAUGAUCCAGCGGCAUUGUUACAGACUAUAAAUUAUCACAAUGAUCUUAAAUAUAUGUAUUUUGUCUAAAGCAUACAUAUUUUUUACAAUUUUAUGAACUUGUCAUCUACCUUAUUGUAAUGAAAAUUUAAAUACUGAAUGUGUAUUGUAAUUUGUGAGAUUAAAUUUGUACUCCUAAUUGGAGGUAAAACACAGUGAUGCUAAUAAAUAA
Molecule: messenger RNA, 1777 nt
Organism: Plodia interpunctella (Indianmeal moth)
Lineage: Eukaryota; Metazoa; Arthropoda; Insecta; Lepidoptera; Pyralidae
Product: palmitoyl-protein thioesterase 1-like
Exons: 5
Coding region: 319-1221 (300 amino acids)
Biological process (GO): receptor-mediated endocytosis; protein depalmitoylation
Cellular component (GO): lysosome
Molecular function (GO): palmitoyl-(protein) hydrolase activity
Source: RefSeq, a predicted model, not a curated record